CCUGGUCUACUCAUGAAUGAUGUUAAGGGUCUACUGGCAAGUAAGAAUGGAAGGCCUACUCACAAGUAAGGGAAGAAGGUAUAGUACGCCUUCCAUCUUAAUGAGUCCUAGUGAGGUGGUCACUUUGCGGGCAAAUUUCAGCAUCCACUGUAAAUGUGAAGACUUAGAAUGGGAAGAGUCAAGACUGUACCAAAUGCGUUCAUCUUUGCGCAUAUUGAAAAUGUACAGAAGAGAAGAGAAUGAAACUGUAUUUCCCAUUUUUGGAGCGAAACCAUCAGAUGCGGGGAUCUACUGGUGUCAAUAUUGCUCAGUCCUACCAACCAAUAUAUCAGAGGACAAACUAGUCAAUAACUCAAAGUGCCAAAAAGGCAAAAAAUUAAAUUACCAACCAGCAAACCAGACAAGAUGCUCAUAUGACAGUAAGAACCUAACAAUCAACAUAAUAGAUUCCAGUCUCCCCAAACCCUCCUUCAAGAUGAGAUCCAUGGAACAGGUUUCUUCAGGCAUGAAUUUCGUCAUUAAGUGCCAGGGUCCAAAUAAGGGUCUUAACUUCUCCCUGCACAAAUCAAGGGACCUGAUAAAGGAACUGCUAGAGCAAGACAGAGACACCGCUGAGUUUACUUUUUCUGCAGUGCGUUUGGAAGAUGCAGGGAAAUAUACCUUUCAGUACCAGCACACAAGAUAUCCCUUUGUCUGGUCUGUGCCAAGUGAGCCGAUGGAACUGUAUGUGACUGAUUCCACACUCACCAAACCUUCCAUCCACCUGUGGCCUGAAGGACCACAUACUGUGGACUCGAAUGUCACCAUCGAGUGCCAGGGGCCAGAGAACGGUCUGAACUUCUCCCUGUUCCAAUCAAACGAUGUAAGAACAUCAGAGAGCAUAGACUUGGUUGGAAACACAACUAAGUUCUUUUUCCGUGUAUUGAGAUUGGAGGAUGCAGGAAACUACACCUGUCAGUAUCACCAGAGAGGAAAUUGGUUUGUACUGUCAGUGCCAAGUGAGGCCAUGCAACUGAUUGUGACAGCUCCCUUAAUUCUGGUGAACAAAAUCCGUCUGGGAGUGGCUAGCUUGGUCUUGAUUGCUUUGGGGCUGAUCAUCACUGAGGCUGUGUACAGCUGGAGAAGAGAGGCUGCAGAUGAUCCUGAACCAGCGUCAGAGUCCCUUCAGCCAAGCACCUCCCAUGAAGCCACUGAGAUCACGGAAAUGAUGUCAUGAAAAUCAGUUUCCCUUCUGAACAAAGCACAGUGUUUCUCUUUUUAGUCACCCCAGGCCUUCUUUUUGUCCUGUGGCAGCAUCCAGGAAUCUUUGUGUGGACAGAAAUGGCCUUGUAUGAAGACUCACUACCAAACCUUGCAGGGCUACAGCUGCAGAUAUCUCCACAGAUCCAAAGUUCUCCCUGGCCUGCCACUCCCACUGGUCUGCUUGCCUCCUGCUUCAUGUGGUCCAUGAUGUCUUGGUCUCUAUCCUGUCUAGAACUGGGCCCAGACCUGAUCCUGUACAACAGUGCUCCCUGUAACAGGGAUUCUCAGAUACUGUUGACUACAACUCACGUAACCCCCAGCCAAAGAUCACUGCAGUGGCGGGUGAUAGGAAUUACAGUCAACAAUAUCUCGAAAUCCCUGUUACAGGGAACACUGCUGUCCGGUACCAACCCGCCUCUGCAGCUCUGAAGAUGCUGUCCUAUAUGGAUCUGGGGUGAGUGUGUGUAUGACAGAGCCUCUCCUAAAACUGGCCACAGGAGGGCUGAGCCCUGCCCCAGAUGAUCAUGCAAAAAAGCCUCAUGGAUAAAGGAAAGGGAGCUGUGCAGCCCAUAAUUUAGAAUACAGCAGCCAGCUGCUCACUUUGUGUCGCUUGAGAGCAGAGUUUAGCUGUGGAAGGAGCUGAGCUGAGAGGAGCUUGUGUGUGUGUGUGUGUGUGUGUGUGUGUGGAGAGAGAGAGAGAUAUGAGUUUUUCAGAAUGGAAAGGCCAAUCCUUGAACAGAGAGAUUCUAAUUCUUUUACUAUUCUUCAUUAUUUGUGAACAAUUGGGAUCCCUUUUGAAUUUAGUUUGUCAUCUAUUAGUCUUAUUUACAGCCUGUUGUCACCUUUUGAAAGAGCAGAAUUAGAGCCUAAUUGCUUUUUACUUAGCAUAAGUAAUCUCUACUGAGGCUUACUGAGUAGGGCAUAAGCCCUCCUGAGUUAAGUGGGACUCGCUCUCAGAUAAAUGUGCAUAAAAUAUCUGCUAAUUAAAUGAUGGCUAAAAUAGCGUUGCCUGCAGGAAGGAAGCAAGGUAGGUUCUGAAUGUUCAUGCAUGCACCCAUGCACACAAGGGGGGAAAGUAAUGCAAACAAAAAGAAACCCCAGGGUAGUUAAAAAGUCUCUGUCAGAAGCCAAAUGUGAGAAGACAUCUGUCUCUAAUGCAGUGA
Molecule: messenger RNA, 2405 nt
Organism: Hemicordylus capensis (graceful crag lizard)
Lineage: Eukaryota; Metazoa; Chordata; Lepidosauria; Squamata; Cordylidae
Product: T-cell-interacting, activating receptor on myeloid cells protein 1-like
Exons: 5
Coding region: 17-1216 (399 amino acids)
Source: RefSeq, a predicted model, not a curated record